Molecule: messenger RNA, 1880 nt
Organism: Populus euphratica (Euphrates poplar)
Lineage: Eukaryota; Viridiplantae; Streptophyta; Magnoliopsida; Malpighiales; Salicaceae
Product: syntaxin-124
Exons: 1
Coding region: 760-1668 (302 amino acids)
Biological process (GO): exocytosis; vesicle fusion; intracellular protein transport
Cellular component (GO): SNARE complex; endomembrane system; plasma membrane
Molecular function (GO): SNAP receptor activity; SNARE binding
Source: RefSeq, a predicted model, not a curated record
CUCGGUGCUAUUGUUUUCUUCUUGCCAGCGAAAAAACUGAAAAAUGUUCUGGAAAGAAUCUAUUGAGAUGUCCAAGAUCUUCAAAAUCUUGGAGUUAAGUAUAUGUUGUUGAGGAUAGCUCCUAUGGACUCCUCCAAAAAAGUAGGCAGAGCAUGAGCAGCAGUCAUAUCCCAGAUUUCCUUUAGGCAUCAAAAAGUAGUGAACGAACCCCUUCAAGUUUUUCUUGAGACAUGAAAAACGUUUCCCUGGCCAUGUUUUGUAUGCCCUAAAGUUAGUUAGGAGGAGGAGCAAAGUAAAGAUUUUGCUAGGUUUGUGCAAUCUCCAUUAUUAGAUUUGUGGUUAGGGAUAAAGAAAAGGAAGACCAAGUCAGCAAAGCCAUAAUGGUUCCCAAAGAAGAGGGGGAAACCGUUUGUUACCUGUAUUUGACAACCUUUGGAAACUUUGCAAACGGUCUUCCAGGCAAAUCUUGGUUGGUCCUAAAUCCUAAUCUCAUAAUAACCUCAAGCCAGAAAUAAAAGAAAAUUUUGUUGGUCAGUUCUUGCUUUUGCCACCUCUUCCUUUCCCUUCCUCCUCGUUAGGCUCUAGAUUAAGAACUGGAAGAUGAUCACCAAAAAAAAAAAAAAACGCUAAAAAACUAGUGCAUUUGUAGAAGAACAGGAAUUGUUUUAUCCUGGCUUUAUAAGCAUUUUCCAGUAAUCCCACCAACAUAAAAGAAAUACAACCGCCCAAUAAUAGGAUUGGUUGUUGUAUUCUUCCAAGAUGAAUGAUUUGUUCUCGAGUUCGUUCAAGAAGUACACUGACCUCAAGCAGCAGGCUCAAAUUGAUGACAUGGAGGCAGGGAAGGACGGUAUGAAUCUGGACAGAUUCUUUGAAGAUGUCGAAAAUAUUAAGGGAGAUAUGAAAACUGUUGAGAGGCUGUACAGGAGUUUACAAGAAGCCAAUGAAGAAAGCAAGACUGUUCACAAUGCUAAGACCAUGAAAAAUCUCCGUUCGCGGAUGGACGUGGAUGUUGAACAAGUUCUGAAGCGCGUUAAAAUCAUCAAGGGAAAGCUUGAAGCCUUAGAUCGAUCCAAUGUAGCUCAUCGCAAUGUUCCAGGGUGUGGUCCAGGAUCAUCCACGGAUCGAACCAGGACAUCUGUGGUUAGUGGUUUGGGAAAAAAGCUCAAGGAUCUCAUGGAUAAUUUUCAGGACUUGAGAGCUAGAAUGGCAGCUGAAUACAAGGAAACUGUGGAGCGCAGGUAUUUCACAAUCACAGGAGAAAGAGCGAGUGACGAAACGAUUGAGAAUUUGAUAUCCAGUGGUGAAAGUGAAAGUUUCAUGCAAAAGGCAAUUCAGGAACAAGGAAGAGGCCAGAUUCUUGACACAAUAUCAGAAAUCCAAGAGAGACAUGAUGCUGUGAAGGAGAUAGAGAAGAAUUUGAUUGAGCUUCACCAGGUAUUCUUGGAUAUGGCUGCUCUUGUGGAAGCUCAGGGUCACCAGCUGAAUGAUAUUGAAAGUCAUGUUGCUCACGCUAGCUCGUUCGUGCGGCGAGGAACUGAGCAGCUUCAGGAAGCCAGGGAAUAUCAGAAGAGCUCUCGGAAGUGGACGUGCAUUGCCAUCAUAGCUGGUGUUGUCCUCAUUGUUGUCAUGCUACUACCAUUUUUACCACAUAUCUUGGCUCUCUUGUAGGAAUAACAGGGGGCGGAAUUUCUUUUUGAACUCUAGAAACACAUUUGAUUUAACCCCAACCGAAAAUUGUUAGUUGUAAGGUUAUCUUGGAAAGCUUGGGUUUAUUUUCCAAUGGUAGCAAUUUUGAUAUCUCCAGCAUAAGCACAACAGCAAGGAUGAUUGGUAAGUCUCUCCUCUGCGAGGCAUCCUAGAAGCACAUUUCUUGUUUGGCA